Nannospalax galili (Upper Galilee mountains blind mole rat) is the source of this 3002-nucleotide messenger RNA. RefSeq names its product phospholipase C delta 4 (gene Plcd4). The coding region runs from base 328 to 2706 and encodes 792 amino acids. The record is from RefSeq and is a predicted model, not a curated record. The transcript is spliced from 18 exons. Gene Ontology annotation, molecular function: phosphatidylinositol-4,5-bisphosphate phospholipase C activity; calcium ion binding. Lineage: Eukaryota; Metazoa; Chordata; Mammalia; Rodentia; Spalacidae. Gene Ontology annotation, biological process: lipid metabolic process; intracellular signal transduction.
AGCUCAAUCUGUUCCCUUAAUCCUUUUCUGCCACCCCACCCCCACUACUCCCUCACAUUGACCCGUGUCCCUGGGCCUUUAAGAAUCGAAAGGGCUGGACUGAGGAAAGCGCUCACACCUCUCCCCACUCUACCCCUCUUUGCCAGUCUCAGCAGCAGCAGUCAGUGGUAGAAGAGGUGGAAACGAGUGCAAAGAAAAGGACCCAGGCCGGGUUUUCUCAGCCCACCACAGAGAGCAUCUCAGAGCAGAGAUCCGGAGGCAUAGCUCAUAAACAGGACUGCUAUCCAACCUCGGUGACUCUAGUGCCAGCUGGUGGAGCAGUGGGUGAUGGCAUCGCAGAUUCAAGACCGGCUAGCCACUGAUCAGGACCUGCUGCUGAUGCAAGAAGGCACCAUGAUCCGUAAGGUGAGAUCCAAAAACUGGAAGAAGCUAAGAUACUUCAGACUUCAGAACGACGGCAUGACAGUCUGGCAUGCACGGCAGGCCGGAGGCAUAGCCAAGCCCACCUUCUCGAUCUCUGAUGUGGAGACACUACGUAAGGGCCAUGAUUCUGAGUUGCUGCGCUGCCUGAUGGAAGAGUUCCCUUUGGAGCAGGGCUUCACUGUUGUCUUUCAUGGCCGCCGCCCCAACCUGGACCUAGUGGCCAACAGUGUUGAGGAGGCCCAGGUUUGGAUGCGAGGACUCCAGCUGUUAGUAGAUCUUGUUACCAGCAUGGACCACCAGGAGCGACUGGACCAAUGGGUGAAUGAUUGGUUCCACCGUGGAGACAGAAAUGAGGAUGGUCGGAUGAAUUUCCAAGAAGCUCAACGGUUGCUACAUCUGAUGAAUGUGGAAAUGAAUGAAGACUAUAUCCUCAAUCUUUUUCAGGCAGCAGAUGUGUCCCAGUCUGAUACUCUGGAAGCAGAAGAAUUUGUGAAUUUCUAUAAGGCAUUGACUAAGCGUACUGAGGUUGAGGAACUAUUUGAAAACUUUUCAUCUGAUGGGCAAAAGCUGACUCUGCUGGAAUUUGUGGAUUUCCUUAGAGAGGAACAGAAAGAAAGAGACCAUGCUCCUGACCUUGCUUUGGAAUUCAUUGACCGCUAUGAGCCUUCGGAGAGUGGCAAAUUGCGGCAUGUGCUGAGCAUGGAUGGCUUCCUCAGCUACCUCUGCUCAAAGGACGGAGACAUCUUCAACCCAGCCUGCCUCCCUAUCUACCAGGAUAUGACUCAACCUCUGAACCACUACUUCAUUAACUCCUCUCACAAUACCUACUUACUGGGGGACCAGCUUUGUGGCCAAAGCAGCGUUGAAGGAUACAUACGGGCCCUGAAGCGGGGGUGCCGCUGUGUGGAGGUGGAUGUAUGGGAUGGGCCUGGUGGGGAGCCCAUUGUUUACCAUGGACAUACCCUGACCUCCCGUAUCCUGUUCAAAGAUGUCACGGCAACACUGGCACAGUAUGCCUUCCAGACAUCAGACUACCCACUCAUCCUGUCCCUGGAGAACCACUGCAGCUGGGAGCAGCAAGAGACUGUGGCACGACAUCUGACUGAAAUACUGGGGGAGCAGCUGCUGAGCACCACAUUAGAUGGGCUGUUCAAUCAGCUGCCCUCACCAGAGCUGCUUCGAGGGAAGAUCUUGGUGAAAGGGAAGAAGUUAAGAAUAUUUGAGGAUAUUGUGGAUGAAGAAGAGGAGGAACAGCUGGAGCCAGACCCCUACUGUGAGUCAGAGACUCAGCCUCAGCUUCAACAUGAGACCCAGGAGUUAACCCCUAGGAACAGGAAAAAAAAGAAGGUUGUGAUGUGCCCGCUGUCUUGUCUGCCUAUCUGUGGUCAUGUUAUAGCCCAGCCUCCUAGUUCCAUUCCUGAGUCCCUUCUCUUGUCCAAGCAGAAUUCCACUCUCAUCUUGUGCCCAGCCCUGUCUGCCCUGGUUGUCUACUUGAGGACAGUCUCCUUCCAGAGCUUCACUCAUUCCAGGGAAAACUACCACAUCUAUGAUAUAUCAUCCUUCUCUGAGACCAAAGCCAGAAACCUUAUCAAGGAGGCAGGUAAUGAGUUUGUGCAGCAUAAUGCCUGGCAGUUAUGCCGUGUGUAUCCCAGUGGUUUGAGGACUGACUCAUCCAACUUUAACCCCCAGGAACUCUGGAAUGCAGGCUGCCAGAUAGUGGCUCUGAAUAUGCAGACUGCAGGGUUUGCCAUGGACAUCUGUGAUGGGCUCUUCCGCCAGAAUGGUGGCUGUGGCUAUGUGCUGAAGCCAGAAUUCCUGCGUGAUACCAUGAGCUUCUUCAAUCCCGAGAAGCCCAUCAGCCCUUUUAAGGCCCAAACCCUCUUAGUUCAGGUGAUCAGUGGUCAGCAACUCCCCAAAGUGGACAAUACUAAAGAGACAUCCAUUGUGGACCCACUGGUGAGAGUAGAGCUCUUUGGUGUUCCUGAAGACACAAGGCAGCAAGAGACCAAUUACGUGGCGAACAAUGGUUUUAAUCCACACUGGGGGCAGGCACUGUGUUUCCACGUUCAGGUGCCUGAACUCGUUAUGUUGCGUUUUGUGGUAAAGGAUUAUAACCGAAAAACCCGGAAUGACUUCCUUGGUCAGUACACCCUGCCUUGGACCUGCAUGAAACAAGGCUACCGCCACAUACACCUACUCUCCAAGGAUGGCACCAGCCUUCACCCUGCUUCCAUCUUUGUGUACAUCUGCAUUCGUGAAGACCUGGAGGUAGAUGAAUCCUGAGGCUCGGCCCCAUUCUCAGAUCUACUGCUAAUCUCUCUCAUCAAUUGUUGGUGCAAAGGCAGAUUCCAACUAGAAACACAGAGGGGCUUGAAGAAGAGAAAUCUACAGAAGCAUUAUUCCCUCUACCUCCUAACUUCCUCAAAGUCCAGAGCCAAGGAAAGGACAUAUCAAGGCUCAAGGUUGGGGAAAGAUGUCUGACCCCAGGCCUAUAUGACUCUCCAGAGAACACCGCUCAGCCCUUAGUCUCCACUGGACUGCUGCUUCUUAGCUGGUGUAAAUAGAGCUUCUCUCUCCAA